Arabidopsis arenosa is the source of this 960-nucleotide messenger RNA. The record is from the annotation of a GenBank genome assembly. Lineage: Eukaryota; Viridiplantae; Streptophyta; Magnoliopsida; Brassicales; Brassicaceae.
AGAUUCUAAACAACAAUGUAGAGCAAUCUCCUCCGACACAAGUCAUGGAAAGAUCCACAAACAACACAACAACAACAACAACGACCUCGAGCCCUAAUACACCUCCUUACAGAAUCCCUUCACAUGUUUUCGCCAGAACAACCUCUACAGCUCCAGAAUGGAGCACUAUGUCCAAUGAAUCUCUUUUCAGCAUCCAUAUGGGUAACAAUAGCUUCACGGGUGGAGAUUACUUCAAAUCUGGCGAGCUCACGUUUCCUCAGCCUCCUUCACCAAUAACUCCUCCUUUGCCUUCUCCUUUACCAUCCCCUCCCCACAACGUGAACCAAGGAGGAGGCUUGGCGGAGGCCAAAACUCCGGUGGAUAUAGGCAAAAAAGCAGCUGAAACAGAUAAAGCUUACCGCGCAAGUAAAGAAGACGAGCAAAAAGCUGCAGCAAGUAUAAGAGAGGUUAUCAUGGCUAAUGAAGCAGCUAACAAAGACAACAACAAUACCAAAACCAAUAAACUGGAUCGUUCUGUUUCUCGUCGCUCAGAAGAUUUAAGCCUCAAGUCUUUCGCUUUUCCAGUAUUGGGGAAUGCAGACAAAGGCGGGUUACAAGGUUCCACGCCUCAAAAGAAACAGGAGAAACCUUCCCAGCCAGAGACACCGAAGAUUUCGACUGAUACUGAAAGAGAUGAAGGAUUGAAGAAAGAGGAAGCUCCUAAAUCACUAGCUCCUAAAGCAGAAGCGGAACGUGCCUCUAAUCGCAACCCCAAAUGGCUCUCUUGCUUCCCUUGUUGCACAACCUUCUGUGUCUAAUGGAAACAUUCUUUGAGAGGAUUGUGUUUGAUUUGUUUACCAUCUUUAAGUUUGAUAGAGAAAUUGUUUUCUUCUUCUUGGUAUUAUAGAAUUUUGCUCCAAGAUUUACAAAGUCCUUUUAACGUUUGUAUUUAAUCUUGUGAAGUAAACAAUUACGAUUUCG